AUGGAACUUAAGCUGACGACACCCCGAACUCUUAGCAAUUCCAACCUUCAGAUACCUAUUCCCGUUCGAUUGCAUGCUUCGGAGGUCUAUAUAGCCACCCUUCUUCUUCCUCGACCUCCAUCAUCGUUUAACGAGAUCCGGGAAUACGACCUAUACAGGAACGGGUCGGAAUCGGAGACAAUGUCGCCAACGUCUCAAUCGGCUUCGCGUGAUAGCAUCGCGAAAGAGGACUCUUCCGGCUCCCAUGACUCGAAUAAUGAAACGGCUCUGACGAACAAUGGCGGGUUCUGGAAGAAGUUGGGUGCAGAGGCGGGCAACGAGACGCAGAGAGGGAUGAAGAGCCGACAUUUGAUGAUGAUUGCAAUUGGCGGAACGAUAGGGACAGGAAUUUUCCUCAGUGCUGGAUCGUCCAUCGCGCUGGCAGGACCUGGGAGCACUCUCCUGUCUUACUGCGUUGUCGGUUUGUUCGUCUACACCGUUGUUAUCGCGCUUGGAGAAAUGUCAUCAAUGUUCCCCGUCUCGGGCGCGUUCUCGACAUUUGGGACACGCUUCGUUUCGCCGGCGUUAGGCUUUACCCUGGGUUGGAACUAUUGGUUGCAAUGGAGUUUAUCAAUACCAAGCGAGCUGACUGCAGCUGCGGUCAUCCUCCAGUUCUGGACGCAAACUCUACAACCAUGGCAUUGGGCGAUUAUCAUCAUCAUCCCCAUGUUUGCUUUGCAAUUAAUUCAUGUCAGGGUCUAUGGCGAGACUGAAUACUGGUUCGCCAUGAUCAAAGUGGUCAUGAUCAUAUUCUUCAUUAUCGUCGGCCUCAUCUACGACUGGGGAGGAGUCAAGAAUCACCCAGGACCCGGUCUCUCGAAUUUCCAAAAUGGCCAAGCGUUCAUCGGCGGGUUCGCCAAUUUUGCGCAGACGUUCGUGUAUGCGUUCUACUCCUUCGGCGGUAUCGAGCUCGUCGCGAUCGCCGCUGGGGAGUCGGCGAAGCCGCACAAGUCGGUCCCGCGGGCGAUCAAGGCGACGUUCUUCCGGAUUGUGCUAUUUUAUAUCCUUGCGAUCUUGACGAUGGGAUUGUGUAUUAACCAUGCGGAUGAGACGCUUUUGAAUGCAGCGUUUGACAGCGACGUUGCGGCAUCGCCGAUUACGGUUGUGUUCGUGCGCGCUGGGUUUGGCGCUGCGGUGCACCUGGUGAACGCCGUUCUGCUCACGGCGGUCCUGUCGGCGACGAAUUCGUGUUUCUUCGCUAGCUCGCGCAUGCUGUUGUCUCUCGCACGCGCCGGGAACGCGCCGAAGGUGUUUGGGUGGGUCAACAAGCGUGGCGUUCCCGUUCCUGCACUUCUGAUGGCCCUCCUCUUCUCCUGCCUCACCUUCCUCACCACGAUCUGGGGCUCCGGCAUCGUCUUCACCUGGCUGCUCAACAUUACCGGCAUCUCCGCUCUCCUUGUCUGGACGUCCAUCGGGCUCAUCUCGCUGCGGUUCCGGGCGGCAUGGAAGGCGCAAGGACGUGACAUAACGGAUCUGCCGUACAAGCAGCCGUUGUUCCCACUGCUGCCUAUCGGGGUGGUGGUACUCGGGACGGCGAUGUUUGUUGGCCAAGGGUACGCGUCGGUGAGGCAAGAGCCAUUCGAGGCGAGGAAUGUUGUGGCGACGUAUAUCGGCGUGGCACUCUACACUAUCCUCUACACGGGGUACACGCUCUAUGAGCGGUUCUUCCUUGGCAAGACGAAGCACUUUGUUCCCCUCGCAGAGGUGGAUCUCGUCACCGACGCGGUAUGGGGCCCCGGUGAAGGUCCUGCGAUCCGAGCACGUGAACGCGGCGUGGGUGAGGAGAAGCUGGGACUGGAGAAGGGGCAAGCGGAGGUACUUGUGGAAACUGGGGACGAAAGAAUGGGGAAGCGUGCGCUUGGAAGGAUCUGGGGGUGGGCUAAGCGCCUUUGA
This is a messenger RNA of Cyclocybe aegerita, 1932 nucleotides long. Lineage: Eukaryota; Fungi; Basidiomycota; Agaricomycetes; Agaricales; Hemipholiotaceae. The record is from the annotation of a GenBank genome assembly.